UGACCUGGAGGAUGCAGCAGUGGCUGCGCUGAAUCUUUUUAUUGAGUUGGCGAGGAAUGAGCCUAAAUUCUUGAGACGGCAACUAGUGGUUGUUGUAGGUACCAUGAUUGAGAUAGCAGAGACUAAGAGUUUGGAAGAGGAGAUUAGGAUCUUGGCAGUUGAGUUUAUGUUAACUUUGGUUGAGGCUAAGGAGAAGGUUCCUGGCAUGAUGAAGAAGGUGCCUUUGUUUACUAACACUUGUUUCGCUAUCUUAUUAAAUUUAACGCUGGAUAUCAAGGAUGAAUAUCGCUUUCAUACUGCUGAACCUAUUUGGCAUAGUGGUGAACCUAGUUGGCAUUGUGCGGAGAAACAGUAUGAAGUUACAUGGGCGACGAAGAGCUGCGCUUUUGGUCUAACUUGUUUAAAACGGCUAUCAAUUGCAUUAGGUGGAAAAACUAUUACUCCUAUUGCAAUGGAGCAGCUGCCUUCUUACUUGGUUGCCCCUGAGUGGGAGAAACGCCACGCUGCUCUCCUAGCAAUUGCUCAGAUAUCCGAAGGUAGCUCAAUGGUGAUGAUCAGGUAUUUGGAGCAAUUUGUGAAUAUGGUUCUCCGAUCUUUCCACGAUCCGCAUCCUCAAGUGAGAUGGGCUGCUGUUCGUGCAAUUCACCAGCUAUUGAUAGAUUUUUGUCCAUAUUUACAAGCACAAUACCAUAACCAAAUAUUGCCUGCAUUAGCUGCAGCUAUGGAUGAUCUUCAAAAUACUCGAGUGCAGGCAUUUGCAGCUGCUUCUGUUGUGAUUUUCUGUCGAUUUGAAAGUCCAGACAUUAUCGAACCCUAUGUGGAUGGGUUACUUAAAAAACUGGUCUUACUUCUGCAGAAUGACAAUCAAAUGGUACAUGAAGAAGCAUUAAUUGCACUAGGUUCUAUAGCUGAUUUGUCUAAGGAGCACUUCCAUAAGUACUACGAUUUCGUAAUGCCACAUCUGAAAGCUUUACUGGUGAAUGCAAAUGACAAAUCAGAUGAAGCGCGUGGACACAACGCCUUGCAGUGCAUAAGCUCUGUCGGAAUGGCUGUUGGCAAAGAGAAAUUCAGAGAUGACAUAAAACAGGUGUCCCCCAGCUAUGGCUAAAACUUCUUUUUCAUAAGGGUACUGCCAUGCGGCUCACAUAUAUUAGUUCCAUAGAAAGAACUUACACCCCAUAUUUAUACCAUGUCACAUUAAUUUACGAUGGUAAAGUGAUGACUUGAGUGAAAAUACAUGUGAAUUAACCAUCAUUACGUUAUAAAGUGUGUGUAAAAAUACUUUUCCUGCAUUCAUUGAUUUGUAUCAUCUUAUUCAUUCAUUCAUUUCUCGACGUGGA
Molecule: messenger RNA, 1340 nt
Organism: Capsicum annuum
Lineage: Eukaryota; Viridiplantae; Streptophyta; Magnoliopsida; Solanales; Solanaceae
Product: importin-5-like
Exons: 5
Coding region: 104-1108 (334 amino acids)
Biological process (GO): protein import into nucleus
Cellular component (GO): cytoplasm; nucleus
Molecular function (GO): nuclear import signal receptor activity
Source: RefSeq, a predicted model, not a curated record